Molecule: messenger RNA, 964 nt
Organism: Numida meleagris (helmeted guineafowl)
Lineage: Eukaryota; Metazoa; Chordata; Aves; Galliformes; Numididae
Product: sulfotransferase 6B1-like
Exons: 6
Coding region: 107-964 (285 amino acids)
Biological process (GO): sulfation
Cellular component (GO): cytoplasm
Molecular function (GO): sulfotransferase activity
Source: RefSeq, a predicted model, not a curated record
CUGGUCUCAAUUUGUUACUUCAAACCAUCUGACCUAGAGGUUACUCUAAAAUCCUCUUGUCAUUUCACUGCUAUCCGAUUUGCAGGAAUUGAAGGCUUAAGCAAACAUGUCCAACUCCAGUGAGGCAGAACUCAUUCACAAGUUUAAGGGGAUUUCCUUUACCACCAGGUCUUCUCCAGAGCUUUUAAAUUCCUUGGAUGCUUUUGAUGCUAGAGAAGAUGAUGUCCUUUUGGUUUCCUACCCCAAAUCUGGCACUCACUGGCUUGCAGGAGUUAUAACAAAGAUUUACAAUACUCCAGUUACAUUAACAACUCCCAUUGAAUUUGGAGACAUGGCCAAACUGGAGGAACUGAAUCAACUACCGUCAGCAAGAAUCAUCCCAACACACUUAGACUACAACCUGUUGCCUCAACAUUUUAAGAAUAAAAAAUGCAAGAUGAUCUACAUCAGCAGAAAUCCAAAAGAUACUGCAGUUUCCAUGUAUCAUUACUACAGAGAGAAUCCAAACCUUCCCACUGUGGAUACCUGGCCCGCUUUCUUUGACUUGUUCUUAGAAGGAGAUGUUGUCUGUGGAUCCUGGUUUGAUCAUUUCCUAAGUUGGGAAGAACACAAAAAUGACAAAAAUAUACUGUUUUUGUUCUAUGAAGACAUGAAAAAGAAUCUCCCUAAGACUGUGAAGGAAAUCAGCAUAUUCCUGGGCAUAAGCAUCAGUGAUGAAGAUAUCCAAGAUGUCUGCAAGACAUCAUCCUUCUCAGAGAUGAAAAGGGAUGCAGAAAAAGAAAACAGUGACCCCAGUCACACUGUCUGUGCCCUGACACCCAACAGGAAGUUAAUUUUCAGAAAAGGUACUGUUGGAGAUUGGAAGAACCAUUUCACUCCAAAACAGAACUUACGGUUUGAUGAAGUAUUCAAUGAGAAAAUGAAACUCAGCAAAAUGGCAAAAAAUCUCACCUAUGAAUUCUAA